UUUUGUGCACCAGCAGCGCGCGAAGAGCAAGGACAAAGAUGGAUAUUCACGAUUACACGCUACGUAGUUUUACUAAUCUUAAUGUAGACAUUCCGCACCACGUGGAGACAUAUUCUGAUUACAUUCUUAUGAUUGCCUCUAUGCUGUCGAUUUGAGAGUUACCUUCGCUAAUCCGGGCAAGAAAAAUACAAAAUGAACAGAGUGACGCGACAGUCGCCAUAGAUCAACCAUACUAACCAAGCAUCUAGUUUGAGCGGACCCUUCUAGAACGAGAUGAAAGGCCGGACUGACGCCCCUCAGGACAGGGGCUGGUUGGUGGGGAUCAUCUUCUUCAUCCUGGGCCUAGGAACUCUGCUGCCAUGGAAUUUCUUCAUGACCGCAUCCAUGUAUUUCAACAACAGACUCAAUGCCACAGAAUGGCACAACGGAACGGUCACCGUUCGCAGAGAGUACUACUUCAACAACUGGAUGACCCUGCUAUCCCAGCUUCCCCUGCUGCUGUUCACACUCCUCAACUCCAUCCUGUAUCAACGGGUAUCGGAGAAGAUGCGUAUCGCCGGCAGCCUGGUCAUCAUCCUCAUCCUCUUCAUCUUCACGGCCAUCCUGGUCAAGGUUCCCAUGGAGGAGGACAGCUUUUUCUCCGUCACCAUGGGAACCAUCUGGUUCAUCAACUCGUUUGGCGCCAUUCUGCAGGGCAGUCUGUUUGGCCUGGUGGGUCAGCUGCCUCAGAAGUACAGCGCCGUCUUCAUGAGUGGCCAGGGCCUGGCCGGAGCGUUCGCUGCUAUCGCCAUGCUGCUAGCCAUAGCGAGUGAUGCGGACUCUGAGUCGGCUGCUCUGGGCUACUUCAUCACUCCCUGCGUGGGGACACUGGUGACACUACUGAGCUACCUGGCUCUGCCUCGCCUGGAGUUUGCCCAGUUCUACUUGGACAAAAGUAAGAGCUACGAGCUAGGGGCUACUGCCGGACUGCUUAGAGAGAGUGGCGCGGUAGAGAACGGCAAGCGGAAUGGCCAUGCCAGCAGCGCAACGGCUAACGGCGGCGUCGAGGCCGAGGGGGAGAGCGCGGCGGGGGACAGUGGAGGCAGGCAGGCCUUCCUGGACAUGGAGAUGGAGGACAGGAAGCUGUCCGUCAUGGAGGUCUUCAAGCAGAUCUGGGUGAUGGCGUUUUGUGUGGUGUUUGUCUUCAUUGUCACCCUGUCCGUGUUUCCUGCAGUAACUGUGGAUGUUAAGACCAUCUUCCCUGGAAAUUGGGAACGCUACUUCAUUUCUGUGUGCUGCUUCCUCAUGUUUAACGUCAUGGACUGGAUUGGACGCACUGUCACCACCCUGGUUCAAUGGCCCCCGAAGGAGAGUCGUCUGUUCCCGGCAUUGGUGCUCUCCAGGGUGGUGUUUGUGCCCCUGCUGAUGCUCUGCAACGUUCAGACGCGCUCCUAUCUCCCCGUGUACUUCUCUCACGACGUGGCCUUCACCGCCAUCAUGAUGCUGUUCUCCCUCUCCAGCGGCUACUGCGUCUGCCUCUCCAUGUCCUACGCACCCCAGCUGGUGAAGCCCAAAGAUGCGGAGACGGCCGGAGCUCUGAUGACCUUCUUCCUGGCCUUGGGGCUGUCCAUAGGGGCCGCCCUGUCCUUCCCCCUGAGGGCGCUGGUGUAGGCGGGCUGGAGCCAGCCCGUCUGUCUGACCAUCUCCAUCCCCUGCAGUGACAAGCCGUGGCCCAACACCAGGGGAAAUCUGACCGCCACCAUCUUUCCACCCAAGACAGACCCAGACCUAGAUGGAACCCAACUAGAUUCUAGGUAUACCGGGCAAUUGAACAGUAAAUCAAAACGACAAACUGUCCUACACAAGAGUGCCAAUGAGAGGGAUUAGCUUGACAGGUUAGCUCGCUUCCACAGCACGUCGAAGCCAAAGCUAAGUGACCGUGACUAAGAACAAAGAUACUUUUUUUUAUUUUUUUUUAUUUUGAUCUGAUCGUUGUCUCAAUGUUUUCCGUACACUUAUUCGUGUGCCGUGUUUUGCUAGGUUUAGUUCUGUAGGUAUUAUUUGGUAGUGUAUGCCUUAUGUCUCAUCUUGCUGUACAAGCUUGGGGGAAAAGUUAUUUAUUUUUUCACAAUUGGAAAUCAAUAUUACUCUUCUGAACUCUACCAGGGUGUUCUCCUUCAUGAAUGGAAGAUUUUAUUUGACUAUGAGACUUCAUUUCGAUUUAUGAAUUUAGCAAACUGACAUGCAGUAAGGGAAUACAGAUAAGACAACAUCAUAUCUCGGGUACAACAUUGUAUCAUUUCUCAAGAUGGGAGUCUUUGCACCUUGUCGGAAGGUUGGCAGUCACUGGGAAGUGGGUGAGCAGGCAUCUUCGUUGUGGGCUCAGGGCCUGAGGUGUCCCCACCCCACGUAGCGGAACACUAGUCAGGCGUAGGACCCAGGUGUCCUGGAGGUGUGUGUGUGUGUGUGUGUGUGUGUGCCGUCCUGUUGGCCGCAGAUAAAGUAAGACUGGUUAAGGAAGGUUCCGCAGGAGCUAUACCAGUAGAGCACUGUUCCAGGGAUGGAGAGGAGAUGACCCUGCCAGAUGCUGCAGACAGCCCUAGGAGGAUCAGGAGAGGUGUACCAAGUGUCUGCCUGGAGAGCCGUCUGAGUUUUUUUAAAUGUAUUUGUUCCUAAUUAAAAAGGGAGUAAGGUUAACAACAGCCUGUGUCAGAGUUUGUAUAUAAAUGAGAGAUACCUGUCAGAAGUUGUUGACGGAUGGGUCCAAUGUUGGAUAGCAUUCCAUGACGAGUUCUGACUACGCUACUCUAAUGGCCUGUAAUUAAAGGGCAAUGUAUAGGUACUUUUGUCUAAUACGAGUACUGAGCAAAUAAUUACUGCUGAGAAACUUUACAUAAGAGAGGACAACCUUUUGUUUGAGUACAAUAAAGUAGUCUGCGUUCAUACUUUUUAAUCUGCCUUUAAUUUCUCUAAAGACAAAGCAGACAAGCUCUAAUCUGUACUCUGGUUUUUUUCCCCCCACAACACCUGUCAUGGAAUACUUUCCAAUCCAAUGAGAUGUCAACUUUUUUAUUAUAACAAAGUUGCUGUUACAGCACUCGGUAUUGAAGUUUUAUUUUGUGUAUAUAUAUAUUUUUUACAUUCUCUUUGUGUGUGGACUACAGAUAUAUCCACAAUGUUCUGAAUGUUUGACAUUCAUUGAGCGCACCCCUAGCCGUACCUCUCAUUGGGAUUUACUGGUUAAUCACCCAGUAGUAUUAUAAUUGGAAUUAAAGACAGGAUGUUAAGGGUUGGCCGUCUUGACUCAACCUAUCGUGAGCUAUUUUGUUUUACUGUGGUUUCAGGCUAGUGAGCUUGACAGUAUUCAAACCCACAUCUUCCUUCCUCUGUACACCUGGAACUCACACUUCAGGUUUGGAAAAUGACUCCUUACAGGUGUUGGGUAUGGCGAUUGUUCCAAAGAAAUGAGUACUACUACAUUUGGAACCGUAGCAAUCUGUUCUAGUAGCAUGUUACUUUGACGCAUGUUGGCACAAUUCUUAAGCAUCAUGAAUUGGUGUAGACGCUUGUGAGACUCUAAAGCUGGAGGGAGUCAGAUGGCUGAGCGGUUAAGGAAUCGGGCUAUUACUCCGGUUGCCGGUUGCAAAAUGACAUUGUGUCCUUGGGGAAGGCACUUCACCCUACUUGCCUCGGGGAGAAUGUCCCUGUGCUUACUGUAAGUUGCUCUGGAUAAGAGCGUCUGCUAAAUGACUAAAUGUAAAUGUAAAGCUGGGUUUUUAGGAGAUGUGUAAAAGUGUGCCGUUUGCUUUGCUAAAUUUCUAGGAAAGAUGGGGGUUUCCUGCUUGAUGUUUCGGUUCCAAGCAGUAGGGCCGCAUUUUGCUUUUGAACUUGUAACUAGAAAUGUUGCUCUCCAAAAAAAGUGGCAGCUGUUUUGAAGUGCAGUUGGUGUGAAGUUAGUUGGCGGCCAAUAUUGGUUUUCACCUGAAUGAAUAAUAUUUUGUAUUAUUUGAGUUUUUCUCUGGGUUAUGUAUUUAAACCAGUGCUAAGUAGCAAAGGUUUUAAUACAAAGCCCUGAACAGAAAUCUCAAAUAAUAGUCUGACAUCUGUAACUUUGUUUUGGGCCUUCCCUUUUUCUGCUUUCCAGUUUACAUAUUACCGAGACAACAGAUGUCUCAGUCCAGUCUUUUCUGCCCCAAUAAAUGUAAAUGGAUUCCCAUUGUUAGAAAUAUGAAAAGCUGCUAAAAUUAUUAAUGCUCAUGGACAUACUCGUUUUUUUGUAAAGCGAUGCAGUUGUACAUGUAUUCAUUAUUUUAACCGUACUGACACAAACUAUACAUAUCGUUUAUUAACUUUUUUUUUUCUUUUUUCACAAAUCUACUUAGUUUACUGACUUAGAAUUAUAAAAGUUUGCUUUUAGAUUAGUUUAAUCGAUCAAAUUGUGAGUUUUCUUGACUGCAGUGAAUUGAAAUGGUGUACUCUUGAGGGAUGUACAGUAAAACGAGGUUGUGUGUGUGUGUGUUGUUGGCAUUGAAAGUAUGAACCUUAGGGUUUAUAAGGGCUUGAACCUGUGCUGAGCCUGUUCAAGAAGCCAACCCCUCAAGAGGAAAGAAACAGGAAAUAUUGACAGUGGUCCAAUCCUGAGACAUCUACAACGGUGACUUGGCAGUUUAGCAGGGGUUGUUUCUGGCUUGUCUGUGUAGAAUUAGGACUUCUGGUAGACCAUUGAGUGACAGAUCUACUUUUGAGAUGCAGAUUUACCAUUGCCAUGAGUAUUGGAUCGAAUUGAAAAGAUGCAGAUUAAGAUUUUUCAAGAACUAGGAAGCAGAUAAUUCAGAUGCGAGUUGUAGCCUACUUUGUGUACAGGAAACUGUCUUUACUUGAGGAGCAAGUUGGACCAAAUUACUCCUUUGUUUUUUUUUUACUACUCAGUUUUGAAUCAGAAUAACAGUACUUGAAUUAUUAGGUUUGUAUAGUCAGCAAUAGUAUAGAGGUAACUUGAUUGUAAUUAAGUCUGGAAAUGGCUUUGAUACCUGUUCACAUUUCUUUUUUGUUCAACAAUUAUAUGAAGCGUACAAAAUGUUAAUAUAACAUUUCCAUACAAUUGGAUAUACCAUCCUAUAGAAGGGUGAUAUGAGAGCUCAGUUAAGUCUAAAAUCACACAGCAAAGUUGCAUAAAGAAAUUACAUUCAAGACAUAACAUGCAAUGUAGCUUUGUGUUCUUUUCAAACAAAAAAGUUGCCAAUGAUCUUGA
This is a messenger RNA of Osmerus eperlanus (European smelt), 5230 nucleotides long. RefSeq names its product equilibrative nucleoside transporter 2-like. Gene Ontology annotation, cellular component: basolateral plasma membrane; plasma membrane. Bases 274 to 1650 code for a protein of 458 amino acids. Gene Ontology annotation, biological process: thymine transport; guanine transport; hypoxanthine transport. The record is from RefSeq and is a predicted model, not a curated record. NCBI's taxonomy places the organism in Eukaryota, Metazoa, Chordata, Actinopteri, Osmeriformes, Osmeridae. The transcript has 13 exons. Gene Ontology annotation, molecular function: nucleoside transmembrane transporter activity.